AUGGACACAGAAAAAGCCCGAAGCCCUUCAAGUGUCGAACGGCCGCCUUCCCCUGACACUUAUUCGGUCUUUACCCGGACCGAGAAGCGCUGCAUAACGGCCAUGGUGGCAUACGCCGCCGCUUUCUCGACGCUGAGCAGCUUCAUCUACUUCCCUGCGCUGACGCAGCUUGCCGAGUCGUUGUCAGUGUCCAUCGAUGCCAUAAAUCUCACAAUAACCUCGUACAUGGCCGUCGCCACCGUGGCGCCGACGCUGCUGGGCGACGCUGCCGACAUCCUGGGCCGGAGGCCGGCUUGCGUGCUUUCACUGAGCCUCUACGUGGUCACGAACUUGGCGACGGCCCUGUCGAGAUCAUACGUGGCGCUGCUUGUUCUUCGGCUGUUUCAGGCUUUUGCGAUUUCUGGGCCCGUACUGGGAGGAGGCCUGGCCCACGCUGCCGGUUGGCCCUGGAUCUUCUGGUUCCUCUGCAUCUCGGCCUCGCUCAGCCUGGUCCUGAUCCUGCUCUUCCUCCCGGAGACCUCGCGGAACAUUGUCGGCAACGGCUCGACCAAACCGCCCCGGCACCUGCGACCCCCGAUUGGUGGGCAUCUCAUGCAGCACUGGAAGGACGACGAUGACGACGACAAAAGCAGCGGCAGCGACGAGCCGCCGUCGUCACGGACGAUGCCGAACCCGCUUCGCUCACUCGGGAUCCUGGCGCGCCGGGAUAACGCGGUCGUGAUGCUGGCGUGCGGGCUCCUGUACGCCGUCUACACAUGCGUCUGCGCCUCGCUGUCGGUGCUGUUUGUCGACCUGUACGCCCUCGAUCAGCUGCAGGCCGGCCUCAUCUACCUCCCCUUUGGGCUUGGCGGCACCGCAUCCACUUUCAUCUGCGGCCCGCUGCUGAACCGGGCGUACCGGCGGGUGAGAGACGGCUGUGGCGGUGGUGGCCUCGAGGCCGAGGCGCUGGGCCGCCACGUCGCUGAUGACCUGGAUAUGUUUCCGGUCGAGAGGGCUCGGCUGGGAGUCGUCUGGCUGCCCAUGGCGGUGUCGACUGUUUCCGUGGUUGCUUUUGGCUGGACGGUGCAUUUCCGCACGUUCAUUCUAGGGCUGGCAAUGCAACUCAGUUUCAGUAUCUACAAUACACUGCUCGUUGACAAGAACCACAGGACGCCGGCGGCAGCCCAAGCGUCUUCUAACAUCAUUCGCUGCGCUCUAGCCGCCAUAGUGGUGGCAUUUCUCCAAAACAUACUUGUCGCACUGGGCGUUGGGUUGACCUUUAUGCUCAUGGGUGGAUGGUGCGUCUUGAUCAUGGCUCUGUUCUUUUUGGAUUAUCACAAGGGCAUGGCUUGGAGAACGGCGUCUAAAAGAUGGGUUUAA
Pyricularia pennisetigena is the source of this 1359-nucleotide messenger RNA. RefSeq lists its product as uncharacterized. The coding region runs from base 1 to 1359 and encodes 452 amino acids. The transcript has 4 exons. Lineage: Eukaryota; Fungi; Ascomycota; Sordariomycetes; Magnaporthales; Pyriculariaceae. Gene Ontology annotation, molecular function: transmembrane transporter activity. The record is from RefSeq and is a predicted model, not a curated record. Gene Ontology annotation, biological process: transmembrane transport.